Molecule: messenger RNA, 300 nt
Organism: Penicillium canescens
Lineage: Eukaryota; Fungi; Ascomycota; Eurotiomycetes; Eurotiales; Aspergillaceae
Exons: 2
Coding region: 1-300 (99 amino acids)
Source: RefSeq, a predicted model, not a curated record
AUGUCUCCUGGAGAGAAGACCGUGAAUGAGGCUGCUGUGAUGCGAUUCCUCGCGAAGAGUACUAUAGUCCCCGUCACUUUCGUUCUUCACUCGGACACAAAAGACAUGCACGACGCUCUCGGUAUACAAGGCAUUUCCCAAAGAGGUAUUCAGCCCUCAGACCCAAUCAUCGACGAAGGUAGAUUCGAGAAGCUAUAUGCCAGCUGGUUGGUUUACUGGACGAAGAAGAGACGGGUGAGAUGGAACGAUUGGUGUGAAGAAGAUGGAGAUGGAGACGAGGAUUUUGCAGUGGGACCCUGA